AGAGGUGUCGUCGUUUUGGUGACUCUUGCAGUUUUCUACGUAUUUCGCCCUUAUUAUUAUAUUAUAUCCUGAUUUGGGUAAGCCGAAAAGUCGACGCCCAAAAAGCAUUAGCCCAAAAGACGACAAAUUGCAAAAUGCACUUUGGAUCUGCAAACACCCCAGCGAGCCGCGACAGAAGAAUCAGAAGAAAAGCCGCGACGCGACCAAUUGAUUCGAUUCUUAUUAGCGACCAAAAUGCCCGCCAAACUUAAGCCACCCCUCUCUCCGGACACCGUCUGCGUAAUCGGCUUUUUCUAGGAAUUAGGAUGAAGGAUGGAAUAGAUCGAUCGAACAAAUACGGUAGAGUAGGAGUACCAGAGGAAUAGUUGAUGAUGAUGGACUGUGCAAGUAACGAUAUACAGGAGGAGCAGGAGGAGCGUCUGAAGGUGAGGGAGUUGGUGAGGAGAGAAGUAGAAGACUGGGACGACCCAGUGAAGGCGGUGGCGCGGUUCAAGGGGUUCAGCGGCCAAAGGUCCGACUGGGAAGGCCGCUAUCUCUUCUGGAGGGACCUUAUCAUCAAAGUGGCUCGACAUCUGGGGACCUUCAUCAUACGUCCUUCCCGCCUCAACAACAUUUGGUUCCGUCGGGAAGGAGCCUUGUCCCCCUUGUGCCUCCACCAAGUCCUUUUUGAGAUGCAUAAUGCUGGUGAGUUGUUGCGGGAUUCUGAUCUUACGGACCCAACAAGGACAUCGACGAGUCCAAGCGCCAGGCUUUCCCUCAUCUUAAGGAAAGCAAUACAUACCCUGGGCUUCUCUACACCCGCCCAGCCAUCUGAUUUCUCUGAAGAUUGUUACUGCAUACUUUCAACCCUGUUGAAGGAAAGAGCUCUUCAAGUUGUCCAACUUCUUUCUGAAAACCACUGGACAUCUUCUUGUGUCAUCACGCUGACCAAGUUCCAGGAAACUUGUGGAGGACCGAAGGAAGCAUCUGCUGUCUUGAGUUACUUGUCAGGCUGUGGGAAAGCUAAAUACCUUGUGGUCAGGAAGAAGGAUGUUAUGGAGGGACUGAAAGUCUCUCUUUCUUCAGGAGAAGUUUCUGAGGUCACUAGUCUGGAUUAUCAUGUUUUGCACUUAAUGUGGACAGUUGACAAGCUUGAGCAACAGCUUGAAGUGAUUGACCAACGCUGUCGAAAGUCUAAAAGUUCAGCCGUGGGUUGUCUAAAAUCUGGGAAUAGGAGAAUUGCCCUGAGGCAUGCAAGGGAACUGAAGUUGGCAUUUCAAAGUAGAGAAAAAUGUACACUACUUCUGAACCGUGUGGAGGAAGUCCUUAGAGUAAUUGCAGAUGCUGAGUCCUCCAGAAAGGUGUCUGAAGCAAUGAAAGUUGGUGCAGAAGCAAUGAGAGAAAAUAAGAUUAGCAUUGAAGAAGUUGACUUAUGUCUAGAGGAUCUGGAUACAAGCAUUAGUUCAAUAAAUCAAGUGGAUGAACUUCUAGUAUCAGCGCCACUUAGUGCAGUUCUUGAGGAUGAAGACAUUGACGAUGAGUUAAAGAUUCUAGAGCUAGAAAUUGGAGAAGACUCGAAUCGUGCAUCCAUCAGCAAAAAUGGUGUUGAUAGUAUGGCGGGUGUUGCUGAGGAAUCGGAGACUGUUGAUUCACUGUCUGAUGCUCUAUCAAAUCUGAACUUUAAGGGUAGCGCAGCUACUAAAGCAGUCAGAAAACGUCUUUCCCCGUCAAGUACUGAAGUCUUGAGUGUGUAGCUUUCUUGAAUCCUGUAAGCAAACAUCAAGCAGUUCUUUGACCUGGAGUCCCCAGCCUUUGAUUGAACCUAUUGCAAUUCAUGUUUGGUACCGUAGAGAUGAGUUAAUACCAAGAUGUGAUGCAAGGUUGCAAUCUGUUGGAUAAUGGCGACUUUGCGCAUCGUGAUGUUAUAAAUCUUUUGGGAUUUCAAACCGGUGGGGGAGCUGGUCGACCUUGAUUAUAGUCCGUCCGAUCUUGGGCAUUCGCUGUACAGAAAUUGCGUCACGGUAUCGAGAAAGGGUUGAUCAAUUCAGGAUGAGACACGCAAGCAAAUCCGUGUUGCUGCCUUGACUGUUUUCGCUUAUAACUUCCAUGAGAUUUAAUUACUGAAACAAGAUCAGGGUGAAAAUUGAAAAUGGAGAAAGUAUGGUGAUAGAUAUCGGAUAUUCCA
Coffea arabica (coffee) is the source of this 2164-nucleotide messenger RNA. NCBI's taxonomy places the organism in Eukaryota, Viridiplantae, Streptophyta, Magnoliopsida, Gentianales, Rubiaceae. The record is from RefSeq and is a predicted model, not a curated record.